UGAAUAUUGAUAAGCAGACAUUAAUUUAUAUACUGGAUUAAAUGCUUCAAUUACAUUGUAGUGAACAAAUAAUACAAUAGUUCAAUGGGUUCACUACAAAAUAACAGGUACUUCCCAUUAACAGAUCCAGUUUUGUGUUAAUUACAAAGUAUCGAAUCAAGCAUUUUGUCAAUUCCAUUUCCUCAUGAAGCGUGUUAGGCGUUUAGUUGUACUGGCAGUUCAACUUGCAGUCAUAGUAUGUACAAGUUAUCAACUGACAAAAUUACUAUUUCAAUUCAAAUGGGAGGAACAAUUCGGCUUAUCACGAAAUGAUGAUGGUUCCUCCUUCAAUGAAUUACCACAUGAAACUUAUUCAAGUUCAGUAGGUAAUUUAAAUCAGACCUAUUAUACUGCGUCACAAAUGAAGAAGUAUGAAAAUAAAAUUACACUCGGAUUUACUGAGAAAGAUCUUGAAGAAUUAUAUGAAAGGAAUUCUACUCCAGCUGCCGUGAGUUUCUUAGAAUGACUCUUCUACUAGAUUUUGAUAGUAAUUGCUUCAGUUGACAGAACUUCUCAUUUUGUUCUAUACAUUGUAUCAUAAUCACUCUGACCCUAUUUUUACUUAAUAAUAAGAAUGAAUUACUCAC
This is a messenger RNA of Schistosoma haematobium, 626 nucleotides long. RefSeq names its product Alpha-(1,3)-fucosyltransferase 9. The transcript has 2 exons. The coding region runs from base 185 to 505 and encodes 106 amino acids. The record is from RefSeq and is a predicted model, not a curated record. NCBI's taxonomy places the organism in Eukaryota, Metazoa, Platyhelminthes, Trematoda, Strigeidida, Schistosomatidae.